This is a messenger RNA of Puccinia triticina, 1413 nucleotides long. RefSeq lists its product as uncharacterized. NCBI's taxonomy places the organism in Eukaryota, Fungi, Basidiomycota, Pucciniomycetes, Pucciniales, Pucciniaceae. The record is from RefSeq and is a predicted model, not a curated record. The transcript has a single exon. Bases 1 to 1413 code for a protein of 470 amino acids.
AUGGGCAUGUACGCCGACACCAAGCUGAUUGAUUUGAUUACACACCAGGCCUCAAAACCCAACGACCGCAAAAAAAUGGACAUGGAUCUAUGGUGGUGUCCGGUGUGCGAGCGAGCGAUAACCGAGCAAGAAGAGCAGGUGCCACGGCCGGGGCUGCAGAAGCGGGGGACGGUUCCGCCGACCCAGCCCCGCUACACGAGCCGGGGCGGGGUGUAUGCGCCGAAGGGGAGUCUGUACUGCUCGGAUGCGUGUCGGGAAGUGGAGGAGCUCAACGGGCGGACGGCGUUCGAGCAGCUGGCCGCCUGUCUGCCCGCGCUCCUCGGCCGGCCUUCGCCGCCGGAGCCGCCGGAGUCCGACAGCACGCUCAGCGGGACCGACGAGCUGACCUCGAGCCGCUCCGUCUCCUUCGGCCGGCGCCCCGGCGCCCCUGCGCCCAAGCCGCCCUCCUCCCCCAGCUCCGACGAGCUCCCCGGCCUCUCCACCUCCAAGCUCGCCCUUCAGCGUCCCGGGGCCCCCAAGGACCCCGACCCUCCCGCCCGCAGAGUGCCCAUCCUGCUCUCGCCUAACGGCACCCCCCUCAUUGAGCCCACCUUCCCCCAUCGCCCGGCCCUCGGCCCCCACCAACGCCGGCACCACUCGCACUACUCGCCCCAGAAACGCGGCUCGCCCCACUCGACCGUCGUCCGCGCAGCCUCGGCCCUGAAAGUGGGCCCCGCCGGCGUCGUCCCCACGCCCUCCGCCUCUGCGCCCACCUACGCCCUCCCCACUGCUGCUGCCGCUCCUGCCGGCCCCGCCCGGCCCGCAGCGACCACAACAACCAUCCUUAACGGCCAGCCCGGCGGCCGCAACGACAUGGAGUUCGCCCCCGACGCCCGCGCCGGAAAACCCACCUCGCUCUUCCGCCACUACGGCCUCUUCUUCCGCCCCCGCCCCGGCGCCGCCCAUGCGGCCUGGGCCGACUUCGCCGACGACCUCGACGCCCCCGCUUGGCCGCCCCACGCCGGCCCCGCUGCCGCCGGGAUGGUCAGACAGCCCAGCGGCCCCGCCUCCCGUCGGGCCCGCCCCCGGCUCCUCUCGCCGCCCGCUGCCGCCGCCGAGGCUCCCCACCCGUCGGCGCCGUCCAGGAACCAGCGCCCUCGGCCCCCCGCGGCCGCCGCCGAUAACCCCUGUCGCUCCUGGACCUGGGACCACCUUUCUCCCGACGAGCCCCAGUACCCCGCCAUGGACCUCGCCCAGAUCCGGCUCUCCAAGCUGCUCCGCCUCCACCAGUCCUCCCUCCCCGCUACCGGCCCCGCCCCCGCCGCCCCCAACCCCCUCAAUAUCCGCGCCGACUUCCGGCUGCCCGGCCGCGCCGUCGACGACCCGUUUCCCGUCGUCGUCCAGAGCAAGAAGAAACUCUUCAUCUUCCACUAA